AUGUCUGAUGUUUCACCGCCGUCCCCUUGUACUCCAAAGAUUACCCCGCUCGCUCACUCUCAUGUCCGGCUUUACAAGAUUGUGCUACCUGGCUCGCCCGCGUUAUUCAAAUUGUCUACUGUCUCGGCAGCUGUAGGCUCGAAGAAUCUGGCAUUCAAAAGGGCGGACUACGCACGGCAAGCUUCUACGGAGAUGGAUGUCAGAAUUGCGCAGGUCGAGCUUUCCGUUAUGCAAAACUAUAUUGGUGGUAAAAACAUGACCGAUGCUGAGGUCAAGGACGUGAAGGGUUUUCGGAAGCUCGCUAUUGUUACCACCUCGAAGAACGUCCGCAAGCUUGAGAAAACGUAUUAUAAUGCCAUAGCAAGUUUAUCUUUUCAUUUUCUACAUCCUCUUGCUUAUCUCUCAACUAGUGCCAUGCCAGUAACUCUGUUGCAGCUGUGGUGGCAAGGGCAAGCAAGAAACCCAAACUGAUCGUUAAGAUCGCUGCCUAGUCGGUCGGUUGACCCAAUCCAAAGACGCCCCUCCGAAGUCAUGCGUGGUGCCAAGACAGAAGAAGACACGGUCGUAAAUGAGGGCAGAGGAUACAUCAAUACUAAGGGCACCACUUUCCCGCCAAUUACUGCUCCCGAAGCGGUCGCCACAGAGGUCACAGCCCCCCCCCCCAAGGAGGGUUGCCGCUGCUUGGAAGGCAGCACAACCGCGCAAACAGACUGCCAAGGCACCCAAGGUUCGUGCUGUUCGACAAGAUCCCUCGAUCCGGAAGUCAACUAGUCCGAAUCCGAAGGCUGCUGAAGCUCAAGUGCGGAGGUCGUCUCGUCUGGCAGAGAAAACGAACAGACGUAUAUAAAUAUUACGCCGCUCUAGAAUCUCAAGCUGUUCGUUUGUGCUUCAGCUGGCUGUUCUUCUGUACAUAAUUUCAUACCGCACGAGCUUUGGUGUAGUUAAACUGUACGUU
Phanerochaete carnosa HHB-10118-sp is the source of this 955-nucleotide messenger RNA. RefSeq lists its product as uncharacterized. The transcript has a single exon. The coding region runs from base 1 to 471 and encodes 156 amino acids. NCBI's taxonomy places the organism in Eukaryota, Fungi, Basidiomycota, Agaricomycetes, Polyporales, Phanerochaetaceae. The record is from RefSeq and is a predicted model, not a curated record.